Molecule: messenger RNA, 570 nt
Organism: Colletotrichum costaricense
Lineage: Eukaryota; Fungi; Ascomycota; Sordariomycetes; Glomerellales; Glomerellaceae
Exons: 1
Coding region: 1-570 (189 amino acids)
Source: RefSeq, a predicted model, not a curated record
AUGGCUACCGAAAGAGCCGUCGCCGUCCAGCUGACGGAGGACUGGACACUGGAAAAAUCAUCUCUCGCCUUUCUGUUCCAUCCGAGCACUCAGCCCUUUCGAGAACUCAAGAAGGACACCAGGGCUUGGCUUCAUAUUAGUAAGAAGAUCGAUGGGCAUGAUGGCAAUGAGUGGGCCAUCAUCACACCCCUCAAAUCGACAUCGGAAGGACUCGUCGAGAUGUUUCCUGGCGAUCAUUCCAAAGUCGAGAUUCCGUACAAAUUUCUUCGAGUCGGACUCCGCGUCAUCAAAGAUUGGGGACUCAGCAAUGGCGAAUCCGACCUGGCAAGACAGGUGAAUCCCACAAAGGUCUUUAGAAAGAACGACAUGCUCGUAUGCGACGAACUUAGCACCACCCUGCUGGGUUCGAUCAAGGUCAAAGUAGCCACCCUCAGUGCUCAACAUGGCUUCAAAGCAGCACCGCCACUUUACACUAUCCAUAGCAGCUAUGUGGACUACGGCUAUGAGAAGGCCGAUAACUGCGUCAACAACCGUCAGUUGGGAAAGCGAAGUUCGAGUCAGAUGAACUAG